Molecule: messenger RNA, 888 nt
Organism: Lasiosphaeria miniovina
Lineage: Eukaryota; Fungi; Ascomycota; Sordariomycetes; Sordariales; Lasiosphaeriaceae
Exons: 2
Coding region: 1-888 (295 amino acids)
Source: RefSeq, a predicted model, not a curated record
AUGUCCGCCCCCGCUCUCAGCACGCCCAGGCGACCGCUCACGUGGCUCAUCACAGGCUGCUCUUCUGGGAUCGGCCUGUCACUUGCGCGGCUGGUGCAAGCGCGGGGCCACAAGCUGAUCGCAACCUCACGCUCGCCGGUGCGCACGCCCGAGCUGGUGGCCGAGGUGGAGCGCAACGGCGGGACGUGGCUGGCGCUCGACGUGACGGACCGCGACUCGGGCCGGGUCGUGGCUGAGCUCGAACACAACGGCCACCAGAUUGACGUGCUGGUCAACAACGCCGGCGGGUCGAUCCACGCGCCGUCCGAAAUCUACACCGAGGACGAGCUGCGCGCGCAGAUGGACCUGCUAUACUUUGGCCCAGCGCGCCUGGUCCGCGCCGUGCUGCCGCACAUGCGCCAGCGCCGGUCCGGUAUCGUCGUUAAUAUCAGCACGGGCGCUGCGCUCGAGGGCCGCGACAGCAUGGGCGCGUACGCCGCUGCCAAAGCCGCUCUGGACGCCAUGUCGCGGGUCAUGGCCAAGGAGAUCGCGCCGUUCAACGUCCGGCUGCUAGUCGUCAUGCUGGGCACGUUCAACACAAACAUGCCGAGCGUGGCGGCCAUGGGCGCGACGCCGCUGCCCGACGACUACAGGGGCUCCGUGGCCGACCAGACGAUGCGCCUGAUGAGCGGCGAGUUCCAGCCUGACGGCGACAAGGACAAGGCCGUACGGGCUGUCUUCGACGUCGUCGUCGGCGAGGGCCCCGUCGGCACCGGCCGCGAGGCCGAGCGCCUGCUGCCCCUCGGCAGGGACAUGGCCGCGCGCGUCAGGCUCGUCCAGGACAACCUGGCCCACACCAUGGAGGUCUUUGGCGAUGUAUGCAACAAUGUGUACAUAGAUGGGAGGUAG